Molecule: messenger RNA, 3323 nt
Organism: Mytilinidion resinicola
Lineage: Eukaryota; Fungi; Ascomycota; Dothideomycetes; Mytilinidiales; Mytilinidiaceae
Exons: 6
Coding region: 296-3175 (959 amino acids)
Biological process (GO): fungal-type cell wall organization; trehalose biosynthetic process; cellular response to heat
Cellular component (GO): alpha,alpha-trehalose-phosphate synthase complex (UDP-forming); cytosol
Molecular function (GO): catalytic activity
Source: RefSeq, a predicted model, not a curated record
AUCUGCUCUCUCCUGACCCGGUAAUAUAUCUUGACCAGACCCCGCCGCCCUGCCGCACCAUUGACGCGUCGGCACCAAUUCCUCCCUCUUUGCCUGCCUCUGCCUGCCAUUGUUCCUCUCCCCCGAACAUGCCAUAGCUUCGGCCUCAAUUGCCCGCAAUCCCGCAUUGUCCUCAGACUACCAGUUUCCAGAUACGACGCGAGACAUCUCCUGUCACAUAUAUUACAUCCUCUUGAAGAAGAUUCUAGUGCUUCACCCAGCGACUGCCCAGAGCGACACCAAAGAGAGCGUGCCAAUGUCUUCCUCCCCUCGUCCCACCUCUGCAGACGAUAAGCACCAGGAUGAUGCUCAUCCGGCACUGCACCCGUCAAUAACAUCGGUCCCCGUCACCCCUGGUGUUCAUCUCGCCGGACACUCGGCAUAUAUCGAGCCAGACCAAGCCGAGCAAAGCACACAGCUUCCGUUCGAUGAGCAGGCCACACCAGGCCCACAAUGGAACGCAAACUCAUAUUUCGCGCCCAAAGAUAAACCUAGACCCGCUUCGCCGACCGAAGCGGCGGCUGGAGCGAGGAGCGGAGAGGACCUAUUACGCAAACUCAGCCUCAUUGGAGAUACAGUUGGGAAGCCCGACCUCGCAGAUGUAGAUCCCAGGGCAGCACACCCUGGCUUGAACCUCAGUGGUGGAGUUAUCAGCGCAACUUUCUGUGUGCCAUAUCAGAUUGGAUACUCUCCGGGCCUUGACUGGGAACUGAAAUCAAGGCGAGGGACCUCCGCAUUGUUUGACUCGCUAUCAUACUUGGCUUCAUCUUCAUCGCCAUGGAACCACACAAUGGUAGGGUGGACUGGCGAAAUCGAAGAGCGUCCAGAAGCACGUCCAGCAACAACCUCAGCCCCCGCAAUCGCUGCGCAAACGAACAAAGCAUCUGCUCCAAUUCCAAUUGACGGAUCUUCCAGACCGCAGCAGCCGGCAGCUUUUGAGGGGCUAAGAGUCAGCCGUGAAGACCGGCAACGCCUGGAGCGGCAACUAGAACGUAACCAUGGAGGCAGAAUCGUUCCAGUAUGGCUGACAGAUGGACUGGACGCAGACCAAGAUGUGGCCACCAUCAAAGACCAGUCCAAGUGGCGUCGUUACGCCGAGCAUGAGCUCUACACCCUCUUCCACUACAAACAGAACGAGCCUGCCGAUGGCCGAGCUGUACGCCGAUAUUGGGCAGACUACUAUCGUAUGAACAAGCUUUUCGCGGAUAGGAUCCUGGAAAUCUACAAGCCGGGAGACAUUAUAGUCAUUCACGAUUACUACCUACUGCUUCUCCCCAGUCUCCUCCGACAGCGCCUCCCGAGCGUGUACAUUGGCUUCUUCCUUCAUAUACCUUUUCCCAGUAGCGAAUUCUACCGUUGCCUCAGUCGAAGAAAGGAGAUCCUAGAAGGUGUUCUAGGUGCAAAUAUGAUUGGAUUCCAGUCCUACAGCUACUCUCGCCACUUCUCUUCAUGCUGCACAAGAAUUCUCGGUUUCGACUCGUCCUCGGCAGGCGUUGAUGCUUAUGGUGCUCAUGUUGCUGUAGAUGUUUUCCCCAUCGGAAUCGCCGCGGCUUCUACACAGCGACAGGCUUUUGGAGAUCCACUCAUAGAGGAAAAGAUCAAAGGGAUCCGCGAGCUCUACGCGGGAAAGAAGAUCAUAGUUGGGCGGGAUCGCCUUGAUUCAGUCAGAGGUGUUGCACAGAAGCUACAAGCAUUUGAGAUGUUUCUCGAGAGAUAUCCGGAGUGGCACGACAAGGUCGUGUUGAUCCAGGUCACCAGCCCGAGCCAUCUCCAGGAAGAUCAAGAGGAUGCAGACAACAGAUUCGUCAAUAAGAUCGCAGACCUAGUGGCCCGGAUCAACGGUACUUAUGGUUCGCUAAGUUUCGCACCAGUUCAGCACUUCCCCCAAUACCUGUCGCGAGAGGAAUACUUCGCGCUCCUUCGAGUGGCAGACGUGGGCCUGAUCACGAGUGUUCGAGACGGGAUGAACACUACCAGCCUGGAAUACGUCAUUUGCCAAAAAGGAAACAACGGCCCAUUAAUCCUCUCUGAAUUUUCGGGCACAGCUGGAAGCCUAGGAAAUGCUAUUCACAUCAAUCCUUGGGACCUGGGUGGGGUGGCUGAAGCAAUCAAUGAAGCUCUUACGAUGCCCAUGGACCUGCGGAAGGAACACCAGGAGAAGCUCUACAAACACGUCGUGACGAACAAUGUACAAAACUGGACCAACAACUUUUUGAAGCGUCUCAUGACAAACCUGUCUUCGUUUGACCAGUCUUUUGCGACGCCAGCACUAGACCGGGCUAAGCUCCUGUACCAAUACCGGCAAGCAAAGAAGCGAGUGUUCAUGUUCGACUACGAUGGCACUCUCACUCCGAUUGUCAAAGACCCGCAGGCGGCAAUUCCAUCAGACCGAGUGCUUCGCACGCUCAAGACUCUUGCUUCAGAUCCGGCGAAUGCUGUGUGGAUCAUCAGCGGGCGAGACCAGGCGUUCUUGGAUGAAUGGAUGGGCCAUAUCACGGAGCUGGGCCUCAGUGCCGAGCAUGGAAGCUUCAUGCGGCCUCCAAGAAGCGAGGAAUGGGAAAAUCUCACGGAGAAGGAAGACAUGAGCUGGCAAUCGGAGGUGAUGAGCGUCUUCCAGCACUACACGGAGAGGACUCAAGGAUCCUUCAUCGAACGAAAGAAGAUUGCGCUCACGUGGCAUUAUCGUCGAGCAGACCCAGAGUAUGGAGUGUACCAGGCACGCGAAUGCCAGAAGCUCCUGAACAACACGGUCGUAAAGAAGUUCGACGUCGAAGUGAUGGAGGGCAAGGCCAACCUCGAAGUGCGACCGCGAUUCGUCAACAAGGGCGAGAUUGCGAAGAGGCUGGUUGAAGCAUACGGCGACCAGGCCGGUCAAGCGCCAGAGUUUGUGCUCUGUCUUGGUGACGACUUCACGGACGAAGAUAUGUUCCGAUCGCUGCGGCAGUCCAAGCUGCCUGCAGAUCACGUCUUCUCGGUCACAGUGGGCGCCAGCUCCAAGCAGACGCUUGCCAGCUGGCACCUUCUUGAGCCGUCCGAUGUCAUUUCUGUCAUUUCGCUGCUCAAUGGCUCUGCUGACGCUGGCAAUAUAGGCGCUGUGGCCGUCCUUGAGGGAACUGUGCCGGAGUCGCGACUGUGAGUAGCGGCAUUAGGGCGGCAAAUGUGGUUUGCGCGGUGUUCCGAUGAUACACGGCAUAGUCUGGCGAGCGGAUGGACUCGGGUUCCCUCAAUAAGUAGCAUACGAGAAUAGAGUUUCACGAAGUCGUUGGAGGUUCUCUGCACUCUGC